UCUCACAAGAAAUAUAUACAAACAUCUAUCUAAUUUAUAACUUCUUUUUGUUUCAAAAAAAAACAAAAGCAGAAACAAAGAGCAAGAUGCCUGCAAUGCUAACAGAUGUGUUUAGAGGCCAUCCCAUUCACCUCCCACACUCUCAUCACCAACCUGACUUCACAUCCCUCCGUGAGCUCCCGGAUUCUUACUCGUGGACCCCCAAAGACGAUAUCCUCUUUGCUGCUGCUGCUGCUCCUUCUCCUCCGACCGCGGUUGAUGAAACCAUCCCUUUCAUCGAUCUGGACCAUCCUGACGCGGCCAACCAAAUCGGUCAUGCAUGUCGAACUUGGGGAGCCUUCCAGAUCGCCAACCACGGCGUGCCUUUGAGACUUCUGCAAGACAUUGAGUUUCUCACCGGUAGCCUCUUCGGGCUACCCGUCCAACGCAAGCUAAAGGCUGCUCGGUCUGAGACAGGUGUCUCCGGCUAUGGCGUCGCUCGUAUCGCAUCUUUCUUUAACAAACAAAUGUGGUCCGAAGGUUUCACCAUCACUGGUUCCCCUCUCAACGAUUUCCGUAAACUUUGGCCCCAACUUCACCUCAACUACUGCGACAUCGUUGAAGAGUACGAGGAACGAAUGAAAAAGUUGGCAUCCAAAUUGAUGUGGUUAGCGCUAAGUUCGCUUGGGGUCAGCGAAGAAGACGUUCAAUGGGCCAGUCUCAAUUCAGAUUCAAACUGGGCCCAAGCUGCUCUCCAGCUAAAUCACUACCCGGUCUGUCCUCAACCUGACCGAGCUAUGGGUCUAGCCGCUCAUACUGACUCCACCCUCCUAACCAUUCUGUACCAGAACAAUACCGCCGGUCUACAAGUUUUUCGCGAUGAUCUUGGCUGGGUCACCGUGCCGCCGGUUCCCGGCUCGCUCGUGGUCAACGUCGGGGACCUCUUCCACAUCUUAUCCAACGGAUUGUUUAAAAGCGUGCUGCACCGCGCUCGGGUCAACCAAACCAGAGCCCGGUUAUCAGUAGCUUUCCUUUGGGGUCCGCAAUCUGAUAUCAAGAUAUCACCUGUACCGAAGCUGGUUAGUCCGGUUGACACGCCUCUAUACCGAUCGGUCACAUGGACAGAGUAUCUUCAAACAAAAGCUACUCACUUCAAUAAAGCUCUUUCAAUGAUUAGAAAUCACAAAGAGGAAUGACGCACUAGUUGAGAUUAAUCUCGAUCGGCCUAGUUAUAUAUUUUGAUUAAUAAACUUGUUGUAAAUUAAUAUUCCAGUGAUAAUAGUAUCAUUGUUUGUCCUCAAUCGUAUCUGUUACACAUAGAUAACAAUUUACGAGGAAAAACACACAUCUAGCACUUUCCCGAAUCGUCCCAUGACAUGUUGCCACUAAUGAGAAUCUCAUUAUAAUA
Messenger RNA from Capsella rubella, 1387 nucleotides. Its product is annotated as gibberellin 3-beta-dioxygenase 1. Gene Ontology annotation, molecular function: gibberellin 3-beta-dioxygenase activity. The record is from RefSeq and is a predicted model, not a curated record. Gene Ontology annotation, biological process: gibberellin biosynthetic process; response to light stimulus. The coding region runs from base 87 to 1175 and encodes 362 amino acids. NCBI's taxonomy places the organism in Eukaryota, Viridiplantae, Streptophyta, Magnoliopsida, Brassicales, Brassicaceae. The transcript is spliced from 2 exons.